Messenger RNA from Apis laboriosa (Himalayan honeybee), 1968 nucleotides. RefSeq names its product A disintegrin and metalloproteinase with thrombospondin motifs 7-like. Lineage: Eukaryota; Metazoa; Arthropoda; Insecta; Hymenoptera; Apidae. Gene Ontology annotation, biological process: extracellular matrix organization; proteolysis. The record is from RefSeq and is a predicted model, not a curated record. Gene Ontology annotation, cellular component: extracellular matrix. Gene Ontology annotation, molecular function: metalloendopeptidase activity.
AUGAUUAACCCUGGGGACGAUACACACCCGAAUCACCGACUGUGCCAUUCUGAUUACAAAGUACAGCUAGAGAUCGAAUUAAUGUUACGCGAGUCCCAACUUAACCUCGAACGAGGUUGAACCCUCAUUCAUUUGGUCAGGAGUAACAUCUGCGAUUCACCGAGCGUGUGUGGUUUCACCGGUACCUCGACGAUCGCUGGAACUUGCGACCCUUUGAAAGGCGCUGCCAUUAUAAACGACGUUGGCCUACACACGGGAUACCACAUCGCCCACCAUCUCGGCCACACGUUAGGUAUGUCGCACGACGUCAAAGAGGAAAAUGGCUGUCCGGGUAUUAUUCAUCACGACGAAAAUUACAUCGAAACGACGGUCAUGCAUCCCGGUAACUUGUACAUCACGAGAAAGUGGUCCGUAUGUUCGAAAGAAUCGCUGAAAUUGUACAUCGAAACAGAUUUAGGAUUCUGUUUGGAGGACAAGCAGCAAAAUUACGAGUUCCCCAGCACGGAACUUCUUCCAGGGGUGAUGUACAACGCGGAUGACCAGUGUCGAAUAGAAUACGGUCUCGAGGCCCGCCAUUGCGAUUUGGAAGUGUGGUGUUACGGAAUGAAAUGCCUGCUGGUCGGGGAAAAGCCUGGUGUCGUGGACGGUGGUUGGAGCAAUUGGUCAUCUUGGAGUCGAUGCUCCCGAACCUGCGGUUCCGGCGUCACACUCUCGGUCAGGAGAUGCGUCAAUCCUGUCCCAUCGAAUGGCGGCGCUUUCUGCAAAGGCGACAGGAAACGUCACAAAAUAUGCGCCACAGAGCCGUGCGACGUGGACGCCCCCUCGUUCCGCGAUGUCCAGUGCAGCGGGUACAACAACUGGGUCUUCCCAGAAGACGGGAAACUUCACCAAUGGUCCGAGUACAAGCUGCCCGAGGAUCUGAGAAUAUCGGAGAACCCAUGCACGCUUUACUGCGUGAACGAGAAGAACGUGGUCGCCUCCCUGAGUCCGAGGGUCAUAGACGGCACCACCUGCUACAGGGGUAUCCGGAACAUUUGCAUCGGUGGUAUCUGCCGCGAGAUACCGUGCGAUCUCAACAUGGAGUCGAACGCCAUUGAGGACGCGUGCGGUGUGUGCAGGGGCAAUGGGACUUCGUGCAGCCUCAAGGAAUACACGACAACGAUCGUGCAAGCGUUACACCCGACGAGGCUGGUCGAGAUCCCUGUCUACGCGACCAACGUCCGUGUCGAGGAGAUGGAACCCUCGAAAUCCAGGAUAAUGGUGUGGAGCAAGGAUGAGAAGCCGUUAAUUCGUGGGGAUCGUUUAGGAUUGUUCGAGGUUGCCGGCAUGAAGAUAUGGUUAGGGGCGAUAAGAUUGAACCAGGAGGCUCUCAUCAUACCAGGACCCAUCCUCGAGGACUUGAUUAUAUUGAUUCUGCCGAAAGAGAACGUGACGGUGAGGUAUUCGUUCGGCGUGAGAGAGAAGAGCCCUCGUAAGCCCGAGUUCUCGUGGAACUUUCUCGACUGGGAAGAGUGCAACGCGAAUUGCGGCCCAGGCGAGCAGAUUUCCAAGCCUCGUUGCCUGGAGAAACACGCGGGCAUAGUGGAUGACACUUUCUGCAAAAGCAUGGCGAGGCCGCAGGAAAAAGUGAGACCCUGUUAUCGGGCGCCCUGUGUCCCGAGAUGGAUGAUCGGUGAUUGGCAAGGAUGCACAUCCUGCACGUUCCGUUGCGAGAACACGCGAUCCGUCAAAUGCGUACGCCCCGUCGGUCAUUCCGAGCAGGAUGCAGAUAUUAUCGCUGACAGCUACUGCGUAGGGCCGAAGCCGAAGGAACGGGAGCCCUGCGCCGGCCGGGAGAAACGUAACAACAAUGAUUUCGUGCCUCAACCACCGCCCAACAUUACCACGUUUACUUUGGUUGGAAUGGAUGCAGUCAAGUAUAUUCAAAAAAUUCAAGAAGAGGCCGUGACCGCCUCUAAACGUUCUUAA